Molecule: messenger RNA, 702 nt
Organism: Penaeus chinensis
Lineage: Eukaryota; Metazoa; Arthropoda; Malacostraca; Decapoda; Penaeidae
Product: tonsoku-like protein
Exons: 5
Coding region: 1-702 (233 amino acids)
Molecular function (GO): protein binding
Source: RefSeq, a predicted model, not a curated record
AUGUCUACACGACUAGAACCCUCAGCCCCAUAUGUUUACGUCAAAAUUCGUCUCUACUCGCUCGUCCACUCGCAACCCACACUCACAACCUGCUUACGCUCACUCCCAGCCCUUGCCGUCCAUUCACAACUCGCAACUCAAAGGCCAUACUCGCUAGCCUUCUCUCGCAGCUCCCAGCCCACACUCUCCCGCCCACCCACAACUUACAGGACCGCCCACCCGCCCACCCGCCCACCUCCACGUCUGUUCUUGAACCUUGGAUACGCCCCUAUGUCCACCUUCGUCUUGGAUACGUCGGAGGUGGUGGGCAUGAUCCGCCAGGGGGACAAGAUCGGGGUCCUGAUCUACCUGCGGAAGGGCGGCGACCCCAACGCCAGGAACCAGCUGGGCAUGAACCUCCUGCACGUGGCUUGUCUCGAAGGCCAGGAGGAGGUGGUCGAGGUCCUUCUCGAUGCGGGCGCUAAGGUGAACUCCUGUACGACUGACAUGUGCACGCCGCUACACCGCGCAUGCAUAUACGGGUACAAAGGCAUCGUUGAGUUACUAUUGUCCAAGAGUGCGUAUAUCAAUGCACAGGACGGGGCGCAAGAUACUAAUGUUGUCGCACCCGACCUCCUCGUGUUCAGGCUAAGCAGCGCCGACUGCCCGCACUGCUAUAGGUCCUCCUCUUUGGCAGUAACCCCUGGGCAUAGAAGGGCUUAA